Molecule: messenger RNA, 3884 nt
Organism: Varanus komodoensis (Komodo dragon)
Lineage: Eukaryota; Metazoa; Chordata; Lepidosauria; Squamata; Varanidae
Gene: VEPH1
Product: ventricular zone expressed PH domain containing 1
Exons: 17
Coding region: 503-3001 (832 amino acids)
Biological process (GO): regulation of signal transduction
Cellular component (GO): plasma membrane
Molecular function (GO): phosphatidylinositol-5-phosphate binding
Source: RefSeq, a predicted model, not a curated record
UUACUUCUUAUGACUUCCAUUGCUGUUCCUGAAGCCUGCCUGGUUUUCUUGUCCCAAGAUGAGUCGGAGCUGGAUUGUUGUUUUACCCAGAGUCAGAUGGUGAAGUUCUGAAUUGUACCACUUCAGACUGCAGGAUGCAUGGUUCAUCCCAUGAAGCUGACUGGUGGAAGCUUCAGAACACCUCAAAGGAAGGACUUCUUCAAGUAGUGCAUCAACAAUUGAUUUCACUUCUACAAGAUGCAGGGAUGUCCACUAAUUUGGGUGGCUUUAAAAGGGAAUUGUACCAAUUCAUGGAAGAGAAGGCUAGCAGGUAAUGUGAAAAUUGCAUAGUAUGGAACAGAUGCAAAAUGGACAUGGACCUGACCCAUCUUCUCCAUUAGAUUAUGGCAGAAGAAGUUUCAAUAUAUAUAAAGCUUCUACAAAUCAUUGAAAAAGGACACCUUCUGGAUUAUGGAUUUGUGUCUCAUUAAUUUUCUCUGAAGAACUUGCUACACUGAAAGCUAUGCAUCAUCUCUUUGGACUUGUUUUGGGACAAAAGGAUCUUUCACGUGCAGGAGACCUGUUUUCUUUAGAUGACUCUGAAAUAGAAGGAUGUCUGUCAGAAGCUCUUGAGCAAAUCAAAAUAAUUAGCUCAUCUCCAGACUACCAAACCAAUGACAACGAUCAGGCAGUUGUGGAGAUCUGUAUCACUCGCAUCACCACAGCCAUCAGGGAGACAGAAUCCAUAGAGAAACAUGGGAAAGCACUUGUUGCUCUUUGGGAAUCUUGCCUAGAGCACAAUCUGAAACCUUCCGGAAAAGAUGAAGACACGCCACAUGCAAAGAUAGCAUCUGAUAUUAUGAGCUGCAUUUUACAGAAUUAUAAUCGACCGCCCAUCAUGGCAUUGGCUGUCCCAGUGGCAGUGAAAUUUCUCCAGAGGGGGAAUAAAGAACUGUGCAGAAACAUGUCCAGUUAUCUCUCCCUUGCAGCAAUUAGUAAAGCUGAUCUGCUGGCUGAACACACAGAAACAAUUGUAAAAAGUGUUUUGCAAGGCAAUUCCAUGCUGCUGCGUGUGCUUCCCUCUCUGUAUGAAAAGCAAAUGCAGCCAAUUAACAACCGCUUGAGAGAACUAGUAGCACCAAUGUCUCACCUGGAACAAGCAGAACAGCAUCACCUCUUAAGGCUUCUGCUAACAGUUGCAAAGAAAAAACAGCCAAAGGUACUCAAAGAAUGUAUUCCCUCUCUGAUUGGUCACCUAAGAGAUCCCCAUCAUAAUGAUAUCAUCCUUGAAAUACUGAUAGAAAUAGCAGACUAUGAACCAGAAGUAUUAGCCAACUUACUUCCUCUACUGAAGGAGAUUGGAGAGAGUUUCCCAAAUCUGAUUGGACAAACAGCAAAGAUCUAUGGAGCCGUUGGUCAUGUUGAUGAGGAAAGAGCCCGAAUCUGCCUGAUCUAUUUGGUUAAUCAGCUGGCCAACAUGGAACAUUCCUUCCAUCACAUCCUUUUGUUGGAGAUCAAGCACAUCACAGACACCUUCCCCAAUAUCCUAGGUAUCCAGAGCAGAGGCAUUUAUCGUAUGAGUAACAGUUUCACUGCCAUAGCUAAACUUCUCAUCCAACAGCUGGAAAACGACCCUACCUCUGAGAGCAGGGUAGAAGAUGUUGCUGAAAUAGAAUCGCCUUCACAGCUGGAUGAUUUAAAAUCCAUUAUGAAUGGGAAUGAAGAAGAUGAAAAGCUUCAAGUUAAAAUACAGGCCUUUGGAGAGAAAAUAAAUAUCGACAGUGGUACUCCUGGCUCUGUACGCAGGUAUAGUCUCGGCCAGGUUUCUAAAGAAGAAAGGAAGGACAUGAGGUUUAGCAGGUCCAAAAGUCUAGCUCUGCAUGCUGUUCGUAUGAAGGACAUUCAUUUGGACAAUGGACAAGAGAUGGACAAUGGAGAUGUUACAGCCGGUAUCUCUUUCACAGAUAUCUAUCUGAGCCAAGAAGCUGACAAAUUGCCUUCCAGCACAGGCACUGAAGAGUCACAGCUGGAACAAUCUUCACUUUCACACCCAAGUAUCAAAUGUACAGAACCAGAGAAUCUGCCAGAACCUUUUAUAGAAAGCUGCCAUGAAGGGAGCCUGAAGACAAUAAAGAAUCCUGUGGAGUAUCAAGAUAAGCUAUACUUUCACUUAAAGGAAAAUCUCUCCAAAGUGAAAGCAUAUGUCAUGGAGAUGGGGAAGAAAAUUCCUCUCCCAGAUGAAUGUGUUAUAGAAGAUACUGUUAGAAGUUGUGUAGCAAAGGUGUUCUUCAGCUGCCCCCUGAAAGGUCAUUACUGCCUGUACAGUAAAUCCAGUUUUACCCUCAUCAGCCAACAACCUCAGCUUUGGAUCCAUAUCAUGUUUCUCUUUCAGCAGAGCUUGUUCCCAGAUCCACUGUCCAUGCAGAAUAAUUCUGUGCAAGCCCUGAAAACCUUAUGGGAAAAAACUCAGCUGAAGGGAACGCACAGCUUUGAAACUGCAAUGGUUCAAUCUACCUUUCCACACCAGAAGGAUCUGGACCAUAUACAAAUCCAUCUGGAAGAAGUGAGAUUCUUUGAUUUAUUUGGUUACAGUGAGGAAACAGGGGCUUGGCAGUGUUUCAUGUGUAACAAUCCUGAAAAAGCAACAGUUGUGAAUCAAGAUGGCCAGCCCUUGAUCGAAGGCAAGCUGAAGGAGAAGCAAGUCCGAUGGAAGUUCAUCAAAAGGUGGAAAACCCGCUAUUUCACACUUGCUGGCAAUCAGCUUCUCUUUCGCAAGGGAAAAUCAAAAGAUGACCCCGACGACUGCCCCAUUGAGCUCAGUAAGGUCCAGAGUGUGAAAGUGGUGGCUAAGAAGCGCAGAGAUCGCAGCCUCCCUCGGGCGUUUGAAAUCUUCACAGAUAGUAAGACAUACGUUUUCAAGGCUAAGGAUGAGAAGAACGCCGAGGAAUGGCUCCAGUGCAUUAAUGUCGCAGUGGCACAAGCUAAAGAAAGAGAAAGCAGAGAAGUGACCACAUAUUUGUAAAAAGUUGUGUGCCACUUCCUCUGUCACACACGAAUAUGCGUAACAUCUCAUCACCUGAAUUGCACAAGGAAAACAAAGAACUAUCAGACAUCAUUGAUAGCACUGCUCAGGUGGUGAAGUGUUGCAAUGCUGCUCCUUUCCAGGGUGUAUGGGAAACUGGUGCAUCCAAGAUCAUGUGCACAAGAGUCCCCUUUGUGUAAUGGACGCACUGCCCUCUUUUCUGCUGCAGAAUGAUUGCUCAUGGGACCAUUUCCUGGGUAAUGUCCACAGCAUCCGUUCCCAGAAUACCUUCGUCCUUUACAAAAACAACAUCCUGCCAAGAAAGCACAACUGAAGAAAACACUGUGUUAUCUUUACAUGAUUCACCGGCUGUGCCCUUCCUUAAGGAGAGUUUAAAAAAAGAGUGAUGAGGUCAUACUCCUGAAUGAUACCUGCAGCUGAAUAUGGCUUGCCUUUGUCCUGCUGUAAAUAUAGCUAUUAGCAUGUCUAAUAGAAAUGUGCAAAGUGGCACAGUCACUGAAACCCAACUUUGCGUAGGCUGUAGCAGGCCAUUAGUUCAUUGAUGGCUCUGCUGAUAAGACAACCCUGUAUGGCAUCCCAGUCGCGGUCGCUGUAAGUCAUAAACAGAUGCUGACCCAUGUGCAGCAUCACUGCCCUUUGAGUUCCAGCUCUUCUUUGAAGAGCAUCCAGGUUAUCUCCAUGGCUCUUCUUAUCUUUCCAGCAGUAGUGUAGGCGACUACACAGCCCUUCAGUUCACCAUGCAUUUUAGGUGUAUGGAGGAUUCAAGCAGAGCAUGGCUUUGUUCACAUGCCCGAGAUAUCACAGAAUCGCAGUAGAGCUGGAAGGGGCCAGAGGGCCAUUGGGUCCAACCCCCUGCCCAGUG